Messenger RNA from Capsella rubella, 2993 nucleotides. Its product is annotated as potassium transporter 11. Gene Ontology annotation, biological process: potassium ion transmembrane transport. NCBI's taxonomy places the organism in Eukaryota, Viridiplantae, Streptophyta, Magnoliopsida, Brassicales, Brassicaceae. Gene Ontology annotation, cellular component: membrane. Gene Ontology annotation, molecular function: potassium ion transmembrane transporter activity. The coding region runs from base 509 to 2890 and encodes 793 amino acids. The transcript has 9 exons. The record is from RefSeq and is a predicted model, not a curated record.
GAUAACUAUAAUACAAAUAUAAUAAUAAUAGAAGAACUCACCAUGUUCAUCUCUGUCAGAAGAAUUCAGAAUCAUAUGUACUAGUACUUCUUCUUCUCUCUCUCUCUCUCUCUCUCUCUUUCUUAGCUCUCUCUCUCUUUGAAAGCAACUCUCAUUAGUUACGUUACAGACGGAGAGCUAGAGAAGACAAAAACGCAGCUCUCUCCUGCGUUUUCUUCCUUUCUUUUCUCAAUUCUCAGACAAAACACAGAGCUCUUCUUCUUUUCUUUUUGCUUUCCUUUUCCUCUGGUAACUUCAACAAUCUUCGUUUUUGGGCUGCUUGAAUAUUCAACAAGAGAUUAGAUUGUUUUAUAUAUUCGAUGGUCCUGAAUCGAACAGGACCCACAAAUGAAACUUUUUUUUGAAUAUUCGAAGCCAAAUUCAGGUUUUGGUUGUAAAAGAUCUGGGCUUUGUAAAGGAGGAGCUUUGAUGUGUUAGAAUAAUUAAAAAAAAGAAGUUAGUAUAAUAAAUGGCGGCAAAAGUAGAAGCAGCAACAAUGGGUGGUGAGAUUGAUGAAGAAGAGAGUGAUGAGAGAGGUAGCAUGUGGGAUUUGGACCAGAAGCUUGAUCAAUCUAUGGAUGAAGAAGCUGGUCGACUCAGAAACAUGUACAGAGAAAAGAAAUUCUCGGCUCUUCUGCUUCUGCAGCUCUCGUUUCAGAGCCUCGGUGUUGUAUAUGGAGAUUUGGGGACUUCUCCUCUCUAUGUUUUCUACAAUACAUUUCCUCAUGGGAUCAAAGAUCCUGAAGAUGUCAUUGGAGCUCUAUCUCUCAUCAUUUAUUCACUCACACUCAUCCCUCUUCUCAAAUACGUUUUCGUUGUUUGUAAAGCAAAUGAUAACGGUCAAGGUGGGACUUUUGCGCUGUAUUCAUUACUCUGUAGACAUGCCAAAGUGAAGACAAUUCAGAACCAGCACCGCACUGAUGAAGAGCUUACUACUUACAGCCGUACUACGUUUCAUGAGCAUUCCUUUGCUGCCAAAACCAAAAGGUGGUUAGAAAAGCAUACUUCUAGAAAAACUGCUCUUCUUAUUUUAGUUCUUGUUGGUACCUGUAUGGUCAUCGGCGAUGGAAUCCUUACUCCAGCCAUUUCGGUUCUCUCAGCUGCUGGUGGGUUAAGAGUAAACCUUCCUCACAUAAGCAAUGGUGUUGUUGUUUUUGUUGCUGUUGUGAUAUUAGUCAGCUUGUUUAGUGUACAGCAUUAUGGAACAGACAAGGUUGGUUGGCUUUUUGCGCCCAUUGUUUUUCUCUGGUUCCUCUCUAUUGCAAGUAUUGGUAUGUACAAUAUCUGGAAGCACGACACUAGCGUCUUGAAAGCUUUCUCCCCAGUUUAUAUAUACCGGUAUUUCAAAAGAGGCGGUCGGGAUCGCUGGACCUCUCUUGGAGGCAUUAUGCUUAGUAUAACAGGAAUCGAAGCACUCUUCGCUGAUCUAUCGCAUUUUCCGGUCUCAGCUGUGCAAAUUGCUUUUACAGUAAUCGUGUUUCCUUGCCUUCUUUUGGCUUAUAGUGGACAAGCUGCCUACAUUAGGAGGCAUCCGGAUCAUGUGGCUGAUGCAUUUUACCGCUCCAUUCCAGGAAGUGUAUACUGGCCAAUGUUCAUUAUUGCAACAGCUGCAGCGAUUGUGGCGAGCCAAGCCACGAUAUCGGCGACGUUUUCCUUAGUCAAGCAAGCUCUAGCCCACGGGUGUUUUCCAAGAGUGAAAGUGGUGCAUACUUCUAGGAAAUUCCUCGGUCAGAUUUACGUUCCUGACAUCAAUUGGAUCCUAAUGAUCCUUUGCAUAGCUGUUACUGCUGGAUUCAAGAACCAGAGUCAGAUAGGAAACGCUUAUGGGACCGCAGUAGUGAUUGUCAUGCUCGUGACAACACUUCUUAUGACGCUGAUCAUGAUCCUCGUGUGGCGUUGCCAUUGGGUUCUGGUUCUCAUAUUCACCAUCCUCUCACUUGUCGUGGAAUGCACCUACUUCUCGGCCAUGCUUUUCAAAAUUGACCAAGGUGGUUGGGUACCGCUUGUAAUAGCUGCAGCUUUUCUCCUCAUCAUGUCGGUAUGGCACUACGGAACUUUGAAGCGAUACGAGUUUGAAAUGCACAGUAAAGUCUCAAUGGCUUGGAUAAUCGGACUUGGUCCUAGCCUUGGACUUGUUCGGGUUCCCGGGGUUGGUCUCGUUUACACGGAGCUAGCCAGUGGAGUCCCUCACAUUUUCUCUCAUUUCAUUACAAACCUACCGGCCAUUCACUCCGUUGUGGUGUUCGUGUGCGUCAAGAACCUCCCAGUUUACACCGUCCCCGAGGAAGAGCGGUUCCUCGUUAAAAGGAUUGGUCCAAAGAACUUCCACAUGUUCCGUUGUGUCGCCAGGUACGGAUACAGAGACUUGCACAAGAAAGAUGAUGACUUCGAGAAACGCCUCUUUGAGAGCCUCUUCUUGUAUGUCCGCCUUGAAUCGAUGAUGGAAGGGGGCUGUUCGGAUUCCGAUGAGUACAGCAUCUGCGGAAGCCAGCAACAGCUCAAAGACACGGUUGGGAACGGAAACGAGAAUGAGAAUCUGGCAACUUUUGAUACAUUUGAUUCAGUAGAGUCAAUAACGCCUGUGAAACGGGUGAGUCACACGGUGACAGCAUCCAGCCAGAUGAGUGGUGGAGUAGACGAGCUGGAGUUCAUAAAUGGGUGCCGUGAUGCGGGAGUGGUGCACAUAAUGGGUAACACGGUGGUUCGAGCCAGGAGGGAAGCGAGGUUCUACAAGAAGAUAGCCAUUGACUAUGUAUAUGCGUUUCUUAGGAAGAUUUGUAGAGAGCAUAGUGCUAUCUACAAUGUUCCUCAGGAGAGUCUUUUGAAUGUUGGUCAGAUUUUCUAUGUAUAAUGAUGAUUUACAACAGGUUUGUAUUGUAUAUGCAUUUGUUUUUAUACUCUUGCUUGUAUGUAAUGUCUAUGAUGUUGUAUAGUUAUAUCAAAAUUUUGGUGCA